UCCCACCAUAGAGAGAGAGAGAGAGAGAGAGAUAGAGGGAGAGAGAGAAAGCAUGGAUUCUAGAGCCAUGUUAGAGAAGCCACAUGCAGUGUGCAUACCAUUCCCAGUUCAAGGUCACAUUAAUCCCAUGCUAAAACUAGCAAAACUCCUCCAUAACAGAGGCUUCCACAUUACCUUUGUCAACACAGAGUUCAACCACAAACGCCUCCUCAAAUCCCGAGGCCCCGACUCGCUCAACGGCCUCCCCUCCUUCCGCUUUGAGGCCAUACCUGACGGCCUCCCAGAAUCCGACGCCGAUGCCACCCAAGAGAUUCCCUCCCUGUUGGAAGCCACCAGCAAACACUGCUUAGCUCCUUUUAAAGACCUUAUCUACAAACUCAAUAACACUGCUACAUCGAAUGUACCACAGGUCACUUGCAUUGUCUCUGAUGCGAUCAUGUGCUUCACACUCGCAGUUGCUGAAGAACUUGGCAUCCCCCAUGUUUUUUUCUGGUCAGCCGGUGCUUGUGGCUUCAUGGGCAUGCUCCAAUACCGGAAUCUUAUCGAAAAGGGUUUCUUACCAGUCAAAGACCCAAGUUCUAUCACAAAUGAGUAUUUGAAUACAGUUAUAGAUUGGAUACCCAGUAUGCAAGGUAUACGCUUGAAGGAUAUCCCAAGUAUUAUUCACAGCGUUAAUCUUAGUGAUUUUAUGAUUAAAUUUGCGUUGGAGAUAAAUGAGAAAACUCUCAAAUCUUCUGCAAUUAUUUUUAACACAUUCGAGAAAUUGGAACAUGAAGUUUUGUAUGCACUUUCAUCCACAUUUCCUCCAGUUUACACCAUUGGACCUUUACAAUUACUCCUGAAUCAGGUCAAGGAUGACAGUUUAAAGUCAAUAGGAUCAAAUCUCUGGAAAGAAGUUCCUGGGUGCCUAGAAUGGCUCAACUCCAAAGAACCUAACUCUGUUGUUUAUGUAAAUUAUGGAAGCAUCACUGUAAUGACAUCAAACCAGUUAAUUGAGUUUGCUUGGGGACUUGCUAAUAGUAACCAGACCUUUUUAUGGAUAGUAAGGCCUGAUCUUGUAGCCGGCGACUUGGCUAUUAUUCCACCAGAGUUUGUGAUAGAGACCAAAGAAAGAGGCCUACUUGCAAGUUGGUGUCCACAAGAGCAAGUUCUUGCCCAUCCGUCUAUUGGAGGGUUUUUAACUCACUGUGGGUGGAACUCAACUAUUGAAAGCAUUUCAAGCGGAGUGCCAAUGAUAUGUUGGCCAUAUUUCGGAGAUCAACAAACCAACUGUUGGUAUAGCUGCACUCAAUGGGGAAUUGGAGUAGAGAUGGACAAUGAUGUUAAGAGAGAUGUAGUUGAGAGGCUUGUGAGGGAGUUGAUGUAUGGACACAAGGGCAAGGAGAUGAAGAAAAGAGUCAUGGAGUGGAGGAAAAUAGCUGAAGAGGCCACUAUGAGUUCAUCCGCUUCGUCAUUCUUGAAUCUAGAGAAAAUGAUUAUGCAAGUGCUUCUCCCUCCUAGACGUUAGGAUAAUUAGAGACUAGUUCGCAAUAAAUGUCUUCUUUCUAUUUCAAUAUAUUGUUUUGAUUUGGGAUGUGUUGUUUGAGAAUUAUUGUUUGUUAUUGGCAUUGAGUUUAAAAAAAUUAUUGUAUGUGAUGAUUUAGCUCAUCAAGAUCAUAUAAGACAAAUGACAUUUUCGCCAUAUCUACCAUCGCCACUACAAUAUAAAAAUUGAAA
This is a messenger RNA of Camellia sinensis, 1716 nucleotides long. Lineage: Eukaryota; Viridiplantae; Streptophyta; Magnoliopsida; Ericales; Theaceae. The record is from RefSeq and is a predicted model, not a curated record.